Molecule: messenger RNA, 3114 nt
Organism: Chiloscyllium plagiosum (whitespotted bambooshark)
Lineage: Eukaryota; Metazoa; Chordata; Chondrichthyes; Orectolobiformes; Hemiscylliidae
Product: P2Y purinoceptor 4-like
Biological process (GO): transepithelial chloride transport; G protein-coupled receptor signaling pathway
Cellular component (GO): plasma membrane
Molecular function (GO): G protein-coupled UTP receptor activity; G protein-coupled purinergic nucleotide receptor activity
Source: RefSeq, a predicted model, not a curated record
CGAUGAGGCAGGCCUUUUAAACAGCUCCCCUCGGCAGCUCUUCUGGCUAGAAGUGUGAAGAGGUAAUGAAGAUUGUACCUAUAAAGCUGGUCUUAAGGCAGACGUGUGAAGCCAGAAAUUUUCUCAACUCCGGUACCUGUCCUGAAAAGGAAAUUCCAGCCCUAAAUGAAAAAUAGACCGUGACAGUAUGUGAAAUAUGGGCGUUAACUAUGAGAAGUUCCAAGACUGGUAGUAAAACAAUUUCACAAAUCGGGAGACCCUGCAGUUCGCAUUUCUGUUCUGGCCGGAUCAAGGAUCAGAUUUUGAAAAAUUUCAGUGCAAUGAAUUAGAUCACUGCUAUCUUGUACUCCCUUUUAUUCUCCUGUUUGUUGAACAUGGUGAAGAUGGAUGUUAUUCGAUGGGACUUGCAGCUUUUCAUUCGUAUAGGAUGAUGCAGACUUUCCUGUAAACUACUAUCCAUCAGUGCUAGACAAUCCUAGGAUGGAGUCCAUCAGGAAUCAAAGAUUUGUUACGCUGCAGCUCCAUCAGUUCGCUUAGUACCAUUUCCGUCACGAUUUAACAAGUGGGUCUGAAUUAUCCUGUGUUUUUGAGCCAGUGCUGCCCACUGUAUAAAAGCAUCGAAACUCUGGACAUUGUUACUCUGGGAUUCUGAGGUGGAAUUGGACCUGGCCAAUGCAUUCAGUACCAGCCUCAGGAGGAAGUUUAAAUACUGAUUACUGUCAACAUACUCUGACAUACUGAAACUGAAAUUCAUCCGAUUUUGGUAUAUUUUGAAAAUUCUUUAGAUUUCUACUGAGGCACAGGAGCUGCCAUCCUAAAUACCUGUGCCAUUAAAGGUGUGGCUCUGACCUUGGAGUAUCACAUGGCAGCAAGAAUAAUAUUGAGCUGUUGUCUGGCCCCUACUCUACCAAAGCCUUCAAUCUCAGGAUAUAGUGAGUCUGCUCAUCUGGAAAUGAGUUUUGAUAAUGGCAGCGAUUUGGGUAGCAAUGAUAGCAGUUGCCACUUCAAUGAGGAAUUCAAAUACAUCUUAUUGCCAGUGUCCUAUGGAAUAGUAUUUGUGGUUGGCCUUGUUCUCAAUGCCAUUGCGCUGUGGAUUUUCUCAUGUAAACUGAGACCAUGGAAUGCCAGUAUAACCUAUAUGUUUAACUUGGCUCUUUCAGACCUUCUAUAUGUACUAUCUCUGCCACUUCUUACAUAUUACUAUGCAAAUCGGAAUGAUUGGCCAUUUGGUGUGAUUCUGUGUAAAUUAACCCGCUUCCUUUUCUAUGCCAACCUGUACUCCAGCAUUCUUUUUCUUACGUGCAUCAGUGUGCACAGAUUCAUAGGCAUAUAUUACCCUUUCCAAUCACUCAAAUGGAUUAAAGUGAAGCGGGCCUGGGUCGUAUGCCUGCUGGUCUGGGCAGCUGUCAUCAUCUGCCUCAUUCCCAAUUUGCUUUUUGUCACAACAAGCAAACGGGCUGGUGACAUACUCUGUCAUGACACAACGCGUAGGGAAGAUUUUCCUCAGUAUGUUUCAUACAGUUCUGCUAUCAUGGUGAUUCUUUUUAUCAUACCAUUUUUCAUCAUUGUCAUCUGUUACAGUUUAAUGACCAGAGAGUUGAUCAAAGCCCCCAUGUCUAAAUCCAAUAAAACUUCAUACAACGUCAAAAAGAAAUCCAUUAAAAUGAUCAUCAUUGUUUUGUUUGUCUUUUCCUUGUGUUUUGUACCUUUCCAUAUCACAAGGACAAUAUAUUAUACUUUCAGGGUACUUGAGAAGAGCUGUUAUGCACUUAACAUUGUGAACUUCACAUAUAAGAUCACAAGACCACUGGCCAGUGCCAACAGCUGCAUUGACCCUAUUUUGUACUAUCUGGCUGGAGACAUUUAUCGAAAAAAGGUUGUGCAUGCUGUGAUUAGGAGAAAAGGUUGUGUUCGCCAAACUGUAUCAAAAAUGGAUCGCAAAACAAAUGAAAAAUCAAUGAUAAACACUGGUACCGUCUAUUCCAUUAUGCAGAGGUGAGACUGAUGCAAUCAAGAAAAUCUCUUAACUUUUAGGUCAACAACCGUCAGAAAGGCCCAAAAUGGUUGGUUGCUCAUUAAAUAGAAGCUUUCACACUAAUGCUGACUAAUGGACCUGGAUACCAGUGACAUUCAGAUUAAACUUGUUGUGACCCAAACCAAACAUUGUCUUUGAUGACUUCAAUUGACAAUCAUAAGAAGACAAUAACUUGUUUGGCUGAGAAAUGUAAAUGAACGUAAAAUGAUCUCUAUUUCAAAUGCCCACUAUAGCACCCUCCAAACCCACAACCUCUUGAAGGUCAAGAGCAACAGAUGUAUUGGAGCACUACCAACUGCAAAUUCCCCUCCAAGUCAAGCACCAUCCUGACUUGUAAAACUAUAUUACCAUUCCUUCACUGAGCCUGGAUUACAAUCCUGAAACUUCCUAAUAGCAGAAUAGACUUACCUACUCCACAUGGAUUACAGCAUUCAAAAGUGUGGCUCAGUGCUACCAUCUUGAGAGGAAUUACAUCAGACAAUAAAAAUUCUGGCCUUGCCACUCAUACCCCAUCAAGGAAUAAUCUAAAAGAAAAACAAUUUCUUACACGUCUCAAAGCGUUUCUCAAUUGUUGUUAAGACCAAAAUGAGUGAUGUUUGGACUAGGAGUAUCAUUUAUGGAAAACUGAAAAAAAAAAUGCAGACUAUAUUUUCCAGGAAUUGUGUCAUCUCAAGAUUUAAAUUUUAUAGUGGAUACAUUUAUUUCAAAACAUUUGGCAAAUGUUUCCAUUUUGGUUCAUGAACCUGACACUGGGAUCAAAUGUAUGUCUUUACCAUGUGCCAUGUUGAGAAUAGCAAUCCAAUAAAUCAGGUUUUCAGGAUUGAGCAAUUAUUAGCCAGAGGGUGUGCUUACCAUCCAAUUGAGGAUGGUGGAUGAGCUUUGAAAACUGGAGGACCAAUAGGAUACUUACAGGAAAAGACAGGUGAGGUAAUCUUUUGUGUUUUCUCUGCACUUUGAAAGGCUUUGAAAUAAACAAUGCUCAGAUUUGUUGGACUUCCAUCUUGGCAGCUGUGGGCACUGUGAUGGGCAGGUAGAUGGAUUGGGCUGGGGUACUCAGGUGAUCCUACAGCAUUACCCUC